AAAAUCACUUUUACUUUAGUCUUUGUCAGAAGCUUGUGUCUUAUUGUCUUAACUCGACUAAUAACGAAUAUCGUCAUUCAACAUGUUUUCGUCGUUUAUGGACGUUGCCCGAAACUCUCCAUUCAAGGCUCCUGCCUUGAAUAAGGUUGAAUGUCAAGAAGCAGGCUCUGCGAAGAAACUCUGUGCAAGCAGGAACAUCAUGGCAGCCGAUUCCGCGGAAGGAGAUUCCUGUGCCUUCGGUUCAACCAAAUACUUCAUGCUUUGCGGUUUGGGCGGUAUCAUUUCCUGCGGUUCAACUCACACAAUGGUUGUCCCCUUGGAUUUGGUUAAAUGUCGUAUUCAAGUCGAUCCUGCCAAGUAUAAGAAUAUUUUCCACGGAUUCAAGGUAACCAUGGCUGAAGAUGGCGUCAAGGGUCUUUCCAAAGGUUGGGCUCCCACGUUCUUCGGUUAUUCCGCACAAGGUCUCUGCAAAUUCGGCUUGUAUGAGGUCUUCAAAGUUUUGUAUCAUGACAUGAUUAGCGAAGAAAGUGCUUACCUGUAUCGUACGGGCUUGUAUUUGGCUGCUUCAGCUUCUGCUGAAUUCUUCGCUGACAUCGCAUUGGCUCCCUUUGAAGCUGCCAAGGUAAAGAUUCAAACGACACCCGGAUUUGCCAAUACAUUACGCGAAGCAUUCCCCAAGAUGCACGCUGAAGAAGGUAUCAUGGCGUUCUACAAGGGCUUGGCUCCAUUGUGGAUGCGUCAAAUCCCGUACACAAUGAUGAAGUUUGCCGCCUUUGAGCGUACCUUGGAGUUGUUGUAUCAAUAUGUCGUCCCCAAACCACGUGCUGAAUGCACAAAGGGCGAACAACUUGUCGUAACAUUCGCUGCGGGUUACAUUGCUGGCGUUUUCUGCGCUAUUGUGUCACAUCCUGCUGAUACUGUUGUGUCAAAGUUGAAUCAAGCGAAGGGAGCAUCAGCUUUGGAUGUCGCUAAACAACUUGGAUUCGCUGGAUUGUGGGGAGGUCUUGUGCCUCGUAUCAUCAUGAUUGGUACCUUGACAGCUGCUCAAUGGUUCAUCUAUGAUGGCGUCAAGGUCAGUUUGAGAAUGCCUCGUCCCCCACCCCCAGAGAUGCCCGAGAGUUUGAAGAAAAAGUUGGCUGCUCAAGAAGCUGCUGCUGCGAAGAAAUAAAUUUUACGAUAAGCUUUACAUCUAAAUCUUUACUCUUAACAUCUUUCUCGACACUUACCUGAACAAAAAAAAAAUCAAAAUUUCAUCCUAUAGAAAGAUUGUAUUCUAUUUUCUUGAAUAAAUCAAUCUUAAUGAUAAUUUAAUUAAAACACAACUCUUCUUAA
Messenger RNA from Culicoides brevitarsis, 1332 nucleotides. It is a transcript of the gene Mpcp1, whose product is annotated as solute carrier family 25 member 3. Gene Ontology annotation, molecular function: phosphate transmembrane transporter activity. The transcript has 3 exons. NCBI's taxonomy places the organism in Eukaryota, Metazoa, Arthropoda, Insecta, Diptera, Ceratopogonidae. Gene Ontology annotation, biological process: mitochondrial phosphate ion transmembrane transport. Gene Ontology annotation, cellular component: mitochondrial inner membrane. The record is from RefSeq and is a predicted model, not a curated record. Bases 83 to 1168 code for a protein of 361 amino acids.